GUUAUCUUAUUCAGUCUUCUACCCUCAUACAGGACAGAAAGCCGUUCUGAUAGUCUUUAAAAAGCUGUGUAACAAAGAAAUAAUUGUUUUUCAGUGAUAUAUAUUAUUAAUUAAAUAUCAAAAAUGAGUGCUACACUAGGAAUUUCAAAUAAUAUAGUUACUGUCCGAAACAAAUAGAUGAACAGUACUUUUUAAUUAAGUGACUUCGACCUAAAACUUUAUAGGUUAUAAAGUGUAAUUCAUAUAAAAAACAAUGGGUUGGGACUUCACUCGUCGCCAGUGGAUGACCAUUGUGGUCAUAUCUAUCGCAGACUUCUGCAACGCAAUAUGCGUUGCGUUGCAAGCACCGUUUUAUCCCCAAGAGGCAGAGAAGAAGGACUGCACGGCCACGGAGUACGGGCUCGUGUUCGGAGUGUUUGAGCUGGUGGUGUUCCUGGUGAGCCCGCUGUACGGCGCGCACCUCAACCGCAUUGGGCCCAAACUGCUGUUCAACGUGGGGAUCCUCACUACGGGGACUUGCGCCAUAUUGUUCGGACUGCUGGACAAGGUGGAGGGCCACGUGCCGUUCAUCACGCUGAGCUUCGUGAUCCGCAUCGUGGAGGCGACGGGCAACGCCGCCUUCCUCACCGCGUCCUUCGCCAUCAUCGCCAAGGAGUUUCCCAACAAUGUCGCCACCAUGUUUGCCUCCCUCGAAACAUUCUUCGGCCUCGGCCUGAUCGUAGGGCCAACGCUGGGCGGCGCCCUGUACGCGGCGGGCGGCUACUCGCUGCCCUUCGCCGUGCUGGGCUUCGCGCUGUUUUGCGCUGCUGUGAUGAGCUGCUUCGCGCUGCCGCAGGGCGGGGACGAUGAGGACUUGAAGCCGGCUGGACCGAGCAUGCUGACGCUCCUCCGCAUCCCGGGCGUGUUCCUGUCGGCCAUCAGCAUCAUCUGCACCAGCAUGAGCAUCGGCUUCCUGCAGGCCACGCUCGAGCCGCACCUGCGACAGUUCAACCUAUCCCCAAUAGUCCUGGGCCUGAUGUUCGUGAUCAACGGCGGCGUGUACGCGCUCUCCGCGCCCGCAUGGGGGUGGCUCUGCGACCAGCCCUACAUGAAGCCUAAAUACGUCACCGUGCUCGGCUGUGCAUUUGUGGCGGGAUCCUUCUUGCUCAUUGGACCGGCGCCCUUCUUCAGUUUUCCUACAACUCAAUGGGUGACAAUUCUGGGCCUGGUGUUCCACGGCUUUGGCAUUGGGAGCCAGCUGGUGGCGUCCUUCUCUGAUGCCCUCAGCACAUCCAUUGCGAGUGGCCUCCCCAACUCCAUCGAGACGUACGGGCUGGUGUCCGGCAUGUGGACGUCCACCUUCGCUCUGGGGGCCUUCAUCGGGCCCACCGUUUCCGGCCUGCUCUACGACUCCGUCGGGUUUAAGGAAUCCACGCUGUUUAUAUUCCUUCUCCAUGUUAUUGUUGGCGUGAUAGUGCUGAUAUUCCUGUGGACGUACGACCGCGCGCGCGGGCUGGACGUGUCGGUGUCGGCGGGCGACCUGCUGCAGCUGGACGGCACCCUGGACGGCAGCGUGCUCAUCGGAGACGAGUACCAGGCACUCACGCCACGGGCUAAGAGUCGCCGCCGCGGCAUCAGCGUGGAGCAGUCCCGGCCGCCGGCCAUGAACAGCCUCAUCGCGUGCUCGAGCUACAAGAACCGCCGCAGCCCCUGGUCCCAGCGCACCCCGCGCUACCGGCCCUCGUACGGGAGCCUCGACUCGCGCUUCCGGGGCGCCAUGUCCGUCACAUAGGGACUGGGCCUUUGUUGCUCCUUAUACACUCACGAGCAAUAAAAAAGUUCCUAUAACAAAAUGUCGAGACCAAAACUUUUAAAACAUUUAAUUUAGAAUUUGAU
Plutella xylostella (diamondback moth) is the source of this 1875-nucleotide messenger RNA. Its product is annotated as MFS-type transporter SLC18B1. Gene Ontology annotation, molecular function: transmembrane transporter activity. The record is from RefSeq and is a predicted model, not a curated record. Gene Ontology annotation, biological process: transmembrane transport. NCBI's taxonomy places the organism in Eukaryota, Metazoa, Arthropoda, Insecta, Lepidoptera, Plutellidae.